Messenger RNA from Pelmatolapia mariae (spotted tilapia), 3243 nucleotides. RefSeq names its product chondroitin sulfate proteoglycan 5b (gene cspg5b). Gene Ontology annotation, cellular component: synapse. The record is from RefSeq and is a predicted model, not a curated record. The transcript is spliced from 7 exons. NCBI's taxonomy places the organism in Eukaryota, Metazoa, Chordata, Actinopteri, Cichliformes, Cichlidae. Gene Ontology annotation, biological process: nervous system development; cell projection morphogenesis. Bases 630 to 2687 code for a protein of 685 amino acids.
ACACACAUUAGCUGUGGCGUAAACUGGAGCAUAUUGACUUCCAGUGACAGCAGACGCUGUUUAAAUCCCCCACUCACCCCCAUUCUGCACAAGCGACAGCAAGCUGAGACUGGACACCGGGAGCAUUUGCUCGAGUGAUUGUCUGUGCGCGUGCGGCCUGGCACUCUGACACCGAGGCGCACUGUGCGCGCGCGUUCUUCGCCGGUGUAACCAAAAGCUGGGAAAAGGCGUAUCAGUUCGUAGGGAGGCGGCGACGACCCAGUCUCAUUAGAAUCUAGUCUGCAGACCCUUCGCUGGUCGCGCGCAUUUUACUACUACAACUCCUCACGGUGACGCUUUAGCUGUCGACGGAGUGGCACGCGCGCAAAAGCUGUGGAGAAGAGGACACCCGCCCGGGACAAUGGAACCGAACCCUAGCCGUUAAACAGUUGACACACACGCACGCGCGCGCACACACUGCAGCUGAGAGAGAGAUCAGGCGUUUGGAAGGAUAAAGGCGACAUGGCGAGAACGGACAAGCUCUGAAGUUUGGAGGUUCUGCUGUGAGGAUUAUUGUACAGUCCACGGUCUGACCGGCGAAACGAGGACCAGAGUUUGCAUCACUGUAUCCAAGGGAAUAAGCCCACGUUAUGGCGCGCACUGACAGCCGUUUGGGGACCUGGCAGGUGCUCCUGACCAUCUCAAUGGUCAUCCUCUCUGUGUCUGCUCACGGGAGGCAUUCAAUUGGCAGACACCACCAUCAUCGCAACCAUUCAUCUGUCAACAAGGAGGCCUUGAACACCAGGAUGGUGCUAAGUGAUGACUCAGCAGAGAGAGACCAUCUGAUUGGAGCAGGCCUUGUGUUUGGUGCCAAACAACUCCCACUCAGCUCCACCAAACACCACCACUCACAUAAGCGCGUCCACUUGGAUUUUGCAGAGGAGGACCCACCUGUGGCGGAGGAACUAACCGCAGGAGGUGCGGGUCCAGAUCAGCCCGGGAACCCCUUAUCCGAUGACGUCAUCACAGUGGAGUUUCACAGUCCUGCCCCCGACGUCGUGCCCUCCGAUGCUGCUCUGGGAUGGGCGAAAGCCCCCAAACCCCAAAAGCAGAAGGCAGGUGACCCUACAUCAUGGACCCUUUCUGAUUUUUACGACUAUCUAUCCCCCGAUGAUGAUGACCCCUCAGCAGUCGAUACAACCCCAGAACCCGAACCCUCCCCGUCACCUCCAGCAGAAAUGGAGGAUGAGAAUCCGCUCCUGGCUGGUUCUCCUGCUGUUCCCGACAAGGUCAAGCCUAACGUGGACAGCAGGCCACCCUUACCAGCUCCUCCCAUGUCAGGGCAAGACCAGGAUGAGGGGCUAGGCUUAGGAGGUGCCAUGGGGGUGGGUGGCUGCAGGCUGGGCUUUGUGCAGUCUGGGCCCGGGGUGUGUGUAUCUCAGUGUGACGUCGAACCCAAUUUCUGCUUCAAUCAAGGGGUGUGCACCGUAGUGCCAGGAAUGGGAGCCUUCUGCAGGUGCAAUGUGCAGGACUACGUGUGGAACAAAGGUGCGCGUUGCGACUGGGCCGUCACCGAGUUCCAGGUGCUGUGCGUGGUGGUGGGCGUGUCCUCCGUGGUCCUCCUGCUGCUUUUCAUGAUCAUCGUAUUCUUCGCCAAGAGGCUGCACCACCUCAAGAACGAGAACAAGCGCCUUCGCAAACGCAGUAAGUACCGCCCACAGAGCAGCGAGCCACAGACGGACGGCCUCUCAGUUUCCACAACAGCUGACGGCUCACAGCCAAACGUAAGGAAACUGUGUGACACCCCUCCGCCCGCUCCCCAAGCUCAUACUCACAACCUGGCGUACUAUGACAACAUUAUCUGUCAGAGGCCAUCAACAGCCAGCUUUACCUGGGACUAUAAACCCAGAAAUUCUUAUAAUCAGCUCCAGGAUGAGCCGCAGAAGCAGGAGACCCAAGCCAAGUCCCCGCAGCCCAAGGAAGAGGGGUCUAUGAACAUCCUCAACUCUCACUCCCCGAAGCACGAGAACAACCGCCCGGCCUCCGCCGUCCACGACCACGGCCUCACUCCUAACAACACGGAGGAAAAAGCCGAGGAUGGAGUGACUAUUGGCCUGGAAGUGCUUCUCCCCAAAGAGGCCAAGCUUCACCCAGAGAACAACCCGCCCCUUCAGUAUGAUGUCUUCCUCUACAAGGUUGCCAACAAUGGAGACUCUGCCUCUCCCAGCCAAGGCCUCACCUCUCACUCAUCCAGUUCUUACUCCACCACUCAUCCCAUUCCCAGAUCACCCAAUACACCUAAGACAUCCAAGGUGCCUAAGUCACCCAAAUCCCCUAAACAGACCAAGGAACCGCUGAGAGGGAGGCACUCUUCACCUGGCCGGCACCGCUCACCCGGUCGCCAUCCAUCACCAAGUCGCCACUCAGCUCCCGGGUGUUAUUCUUCCCCCAUCUGCCAUAUGUCUUCCCACCACUCUCCCUCUCAUUUCCGGUGCAUGCCCACCUGCUCACCCACUCCCCCUCAGCUACGCAGGCCCAGAGGUCGGUCUCAGGAUCCGGAAGCUGAGACCUCAGAGACUGGGCGAGAGUACUAUGGAGGACACAUCCGCCCAUUCCCAUCAUCACCACAUCUUACCCAGCCUCCUCCAUCACCAUCUAGGGGGAAGUACUGCCCGGUCAGUACCCGAUCCCUGCCACCACUCUCCUGACCAGGCCUUUGCUUAGUCCAGCCCUUUAAAUGCACAAACAUCUGUCAUGAUCUACUCUGUCCAGUGAUCUGUGUCCAUCGUGUCUCUAACUUUUUUUUUUAAAAUUAGCUAUUUAUAGUUUUUUCAUCCACCUAUCCAUCUUUGCACCCUGUGUCCCCACUUUUAUACCCUUAGGAUAAGGAAGGCACCUAAACCUGUUCUAGAAAACUAAAUAACCAGGACAACCCUGCACAGACCACAUUCACUGAAACUGAAACAUGGAUGGACCAAAAAUACACCAAUAAAUCACUGCAUGGUUGCUGCAGCUGCAUAUUCACACCUCUCUGUAAAAAAAAAAGAAAAAAAAAGCCCAACAUCUCAAGGCUCAGGUUUCUGCUCACAGAAUAAACUCUUAUAUGUGAACAACACUAUCUUAGCAUGGUGCCAACAUCAGCGACAGCUGACGAUAUUGUCAAUAAAAGGUUUAAUAGCCUUAGUGUUAUCAGCGGUUUAUACAAAUCUUUUGCUAUUUGAUGUGUAUUUUUUCAUGUUUUCAUAGGUGUUUUGAGUGUCUUUU